Molecule: messenger RNA, 549 nt
Organism: Ochlerotatus camptorhynchus
Lineage: Eukaryota; Metazoa; Arthropoda; Insecta; Diptera; Culicidae
Exons: 1
Coding region: 1-549 (182 amino acids)
Source: RefSeq, a predicted model, not a curated record
AUGAACUCUCGCCCUCUGCUACCCAUGUCCGACGACCCAAACGACCUGGCAGCGCUGACGCCGGCACAUUUCCUCAUCGGAACAUCACUGACCGCCUUGCCCGACCCAGACUACCAGAAUCAACCGAUUGGUGCUCUCGGAAUGUACCAAAACUGGCAGCUGCUCGUCCAAAAAUUCUGGAGCCACUGGAGGAAGGAACACUUGCAGGAGAUGCUGCGGGAUACGAAGUUUGCAGCACGCAACAACGAAAUCCAGCCCGGUCGCAUGGUCAUCGUCGCAGAUGAGUCACUGCCAGCAAUCCGUUGGCCACUUGCCCGUAUCGUGACUGUGCAUCCUGGAAAAGACGAUUUAGUGCGUGUUGUCAGCCUACGAACAGCAAAGGGGAUCAUCAAACGGGCAAUCCACAAAAUUUGCCUCUUGCCGCAGCCAGCGUGUCCUGAGGAAGAACAUCGAAUCGAGCCAGUACCCUGCCAGCUGCCGCAGACCGCUGUGGUUCCUGAAGAAGACUUACGAGAUGAACAAACAACCGCUACGCUUCCCGAGUCCUGA